CUGUCUUCGCGCUGAGAUUCUCCCUGCUCCGGCGAAGACCAUGAGAGUGCGCGAGAGACUGGGCCCGUCCCUGCUGUGCCCCCCGUGGGCACUGCCCUCCCUGCUGCUGGCGCUGGCUGUGCGCGGGGCGGCGGAUGCGCCCACCUACCCGUGGCGCGACGCGGAGACGGGAGAGUGGCUGGCGUGCGCCCAGUGCCCCCCGGGCACCUUCGUGCAGCAGCCGUGCCGCCGCGACAGCCCCACGACGUGCGGCGCGUGCCCGCCACGCCACUACACGCAGUUCUGGAACUACCUGGAGCGCUGCCGCUACUGCAACGUCCUCUGCGGGGAGCGCGAGGAGGAGGCGCGGCCGUGCCAGGCCACCCACAACCGCGCGUGCCGCUGCCGCCCCGGCUUUUUCGCGCACGCUGGCUUCUGCCUGGAGCACGCGCCGUGUCCGCCCGGCGCCGGCGUGACCGCUCUGGGCACCCCCGGCCGGAACACACAGUGCCAGCCGUGUCCCCCGGGCACCUUCUCCGCCAGCAGCUCCAGCUCAGAGCACUGCCAGCCCCACCGCAACUGCACAGCCCUGGGUCUGGCCCUCAACGUGCCGGGCUCCUCCUCCCACGACGCCCUGUGCACCAGCUGCACUGGCUUCCCCCGCGGCGAGGAGGGGCCAGGGACUGAGGAGUGCGAACGCGCUGUCAUCGACUUCGUGGUUUUCCAGGACGUCUCCUCCAAGAGGCUGCAGCGGCUGCAGCAGGCCCUCGCGGGCCCGGCGGGGUGGGACCCGUCGCCGCAGAGGGGCGGCCGCGCGGCCCUGCAGGAGAAGCUGCGGCGGCGGCUCACGGAGCUGCGCGGCGCGCGGGACGGGGCGCUGCUGGCGCGGCUGCUGCGGGCGCUGCGAGCGGCCCGGCUGCCGGGGCUGGAGCGGAGUGUCCGCGCGCGCUUCCUCCCCGCGCGCUGA
Propithecus coquereli (Coquerel's sifaka) is the source of this 946-nucleotide messenger RNA. It is a transcript of the gene TNFRSF6B, whose product is annotated as tumor necrosis factor receptor superfamily, member 6b, decoy. The transcript has 3 exons. Gene Ontology annotation, molecular function: protein binding. Bases 41 to 946 code for a protein of 301 amino acids. NCBI's taxonomy places the organism in Eukaryota, Metazoa, Chordata, Mammalia, Primates, Indriidae. The record is from RefSeq and is a predicted model, not a curated record.